AUGUUAUUCAAGGGUGUAACCUUCUCUGAGGCCUAUGUAGCAUGUAAACGUCGUUUUGGCAAUGUCUUCCAAUUUUGGCUGGGUGUGACACGUGUGAUUGUGAUCAGUGGCAGUGGUGAUGUGAAACAUAUUUUUACUCAUCGACAUAUCUACGAUCAAGGUGAUGCGUUUACCAGAGUAUUUAGUAUUCUUAUUCCGAAUGUAACUAUUUCUCUCAAAGAUUUAAUUGUUGACAACACUGACAAAUUAUUAUCGAAAUGGCGUGCUUGUUCAUCUAACAUAGUUCGUCUCGACAUCGUUAAACAAUGUCAGAAACUAUCACUCAAUAUUUUCGGGUUUAUUGCAUUUGAUUACGGUUUGAAGACACUUGAUGAUGAUGACGAUUUAGUGACGAACGAUCUCGCUCGCGCAUUGCAAGAUAUAUUAGAUAUAGUUCAACAAAUUCUCCGUGAUCCCAUUAUACUUAGUAAAAUCUAUUUGCAGUUCAGUCAACGCUACCAACAAUCGAAAUCAGUCAUUGAACAAUAUUGUAAUGAAAUAAAAGCACACGAAUUGACUGAAAGUCUUGAAUCGAUUGUCUCACGAAAGAGGACAUCGCUGAUUGCUUCGCUUCUUUCCUCGUUAUCAAAUGAUGAACAACAAACAGAAACGAAAGAAACUGAAGAAGGAAAAAAGGUGAGUUCAUAGAUCAGAAAAAAAUCAUGUAUUGAACGAAAAAAACAUUCUCUAGGUUUGUCUUGAAGUGAAAUAUUAGAUGAAAUGAUUUUCUUUCUCAUUGCUGGAUUCGAAACAGUAGCUACGGCUGUCUCUUGGUUUAUCUAUCAUAUGAGUAAACAUCCAGAAAUACAAGAGCAAAAUCAAGGCCUAAUUAAACAAUGACAAUGAUGCAAUCCAACCCUUAUCAUUAGAAUAUCUUGAUUCACUCGUCUAUGUGGAUGCUGUGGUGAAUGAAGUUUUACGAUAUACUCCACCAUCGCAUGGAACUUUUCGUACAUUAACUGCUGAUGAUCGUUUACCUGAAAGUGGCGUUCAGCUAUGCAAAGGUGAUCAAGUCUUUAUAUCCAUUAAUCAUCUUGCACAAGAUCCUGAAAAUUGGUCGAUCGAUCCUGAAAUAUCUUCCUGAAAAUCUUCUUCCAUCCUUUUACUUCUUUGCUUGUAUUUUUUAACAAGGUAACGUUUAUCUCGAAGUUUUUCAAAAUCUUAUAGAAGACUUUUAAAAUUGAAGAAAACUAAAGACAUAACAUACGAAUAACGUUUUUCGAGUUUAUGGGCAAAGUUAAGAAUAAAAAUUUUAAAACCAAUGCG
Didymodactylos carnosus is the source of this 1305-nucleotide messenger RNA. The record is from the annotation of a GenBank genome assembly. Lineage: Eukaryota; Metazoa; Rotifera; Eurotatoria; Philodinida; Philodinidae.